Molecule: messenger RNA, 1302 nt
Organism: Parnassius apollo (apollo)
Lineage: Eukaryota; Metazoa; Arthropoda; Insecta; Lepidoptera; Papilionidae
Source: the annotation of a GenBank genome assembly
AUGAGCGAGAAUUUAGGACUCAGUUCAAAAAUAAUCGAAUCUACUAAAAAGAAAUACGCAAGAUUCCGUUAUACUCAACAACAGUUAGAGGAGGCUCUUACCCGUAUAACAAAUAACGAUUUGUCUAUUAAUAAAGCCAGCAAAAUAUACGACAUACCCAAAUCAACGUUAAGUAAUAAAUUAAAUAAUAAAGUACCAUGGCAACGAAAAAUGGGUCCAUUAACACAACUAACUUUCGACGAAGAAAACAAGCUAGCAGACUGGAUUUUAACAAAAGCUAAACUUGGGUUUCCAAUGCACCCGGAAGAAGUUUAUGAUACUGUGGAAAUAUUCUUGAAACAAAAUGAGAGGGAGAAUAAAUUUACAAAAGGCCGACCGGGGAAAAAAUGGCUUACUUUGUUUUUGCGAAGACAUCCCGAAGUAACUAAAAGAAACGCUGAAAUAAUAUCAAAAGCUAGAGCAGCGGUUACAGAAGAGGCCAUCAGAAAUUGGUUUACUGAAUUGAACAAGUUUUUAGAGGAAGAAAAUGCCUUAGACAUUAAAGAUGACCCGACUCGUAUUUUCAAUUCAGAUGAAACUGGCGUCAUGACUUGUCUUAAAACGGGGCUGAUUUUGGGGCCCAAAAAUUAUAAAAAUACAUACGAAAUCGCAAGUGGGAAAGAAAAAGAAUCAAUCACAGUCCUAUGUACAUUCUCUGCUGAUGGUACUGAUGUACCACCGUUUGUUUUGUAUCCAUAUAAAAGAAUGCCACCAGCCGUAAUUCAAAAUUUCCCAGAUACUUGGUAUAUUGGUCGUUCCGACAGCGGGUGGAUGGUAUCAGUUGUAUUUUUUACCUACAUUAAGUUAUUUUAUGAAUGGUUGGUAAAAAAUGAAAUCCGGUUGCCUGUAUUGCUAUUUCUGGAUGGCCACAAGUCCCAUAUCAAUCGUGACAUGUUUGAUUUCUGUCGUGAAAAAGGAAUAAUGAUUUUCUGUUUAUAUCCCAACUCAACUCAUAUUUUGCAGCCCUGUGAUGUAGGAAUAUUUGGACCGUUGAAGAAAAAUUGGAAAAGGGUAGUGAGAAAGCAUAAACAGGCAUCCACUGUACCUAUAACAAAACAAAAUUUUGCUGCGUUGUUUAAAAUAGCUUACGACAGAAGCAUUAAGCCAACUACGAUAAAAAAUUCAUUUAGAGUUUGUGGUUUAUAUCCAAUGUCUCCAGAUGCAGUUGACUACUCACGCUGCAUAAGUAAUAGAAGGCAAGAAAUUGCGCAACAAAACCAAAAAGGCACCACAACCUCUAGUCUUCAUGACCAAAAAAGAUGA